Neoarius graeffei (lesser salmon catfish) is the source of this 2054-nucleotide messenger RNA. RefSeq names its product XK-related protein 8-like. The transcript has 3 exons. Lineage: Eukaryota; Metazoa; Chordata; Actinopteri; Siluriformes; Ariidae. Bases 29 to 1288 code for a protein of 419 amino acids. The record is from RefSeq and is a predicted model, not a curated record. Gene Ontology annotation, cellular component: plasma membrane. Gene Ontology annotation, biological process: engulfment of apoptotic cell; apoptotic process involved in development; phosphatidylserine exposure on apoptotic cell surface.
CUUUUCAGAAAACAUCCAAGCUCAUACCAUGGAGGAAAGCUUUCCUUUUCAUUUAAUGCUCGCAGACAUCUUGUUUUCUCUCUUGUCUCUGGUCUUUUUCCUCGUGGAUGUGGUGCUGGACCUGUGGGCUGUUGCAUGCCUCUAUGAAGAGCAGAGAUACUUCUCUAUGGGACUGUUGAUAUUUCUUUUGCUCAGUUCCUCGGUUCUUGUGCAGCUCUUCAGCUGGCUCUGGUACUCUGAUUCCUCUGUAACUCUGGAGACCAAAGUAGAGAAAUUCAUCGUCAGACAUGGUUUGCUGGCUCCAGUGCACAUCUUCCAGCUCGGAGUCUUCCUCAGGUUUGUAGUCAUCAUGGAGAUCACAAUCUGCAGAUUUAAACAGCGUGACCUUUUCCUGAAGGGGGUCACCAUAUACAUGAAGCAUGACCUCAGCAUGCUGCGUCUGUUUGAGGCGUUCUCUGAAAGUGCUCCACAGCUCGUCCUGAUGAUGGCUCUCAUCAUAGAGAUGCAGGAGAUGCAGUCCUUUGCAGUCAUUAAAAUCAUGGGCUCUCUUUCCAUCCUGACCUUCAGCAUAUUGGCCUACCAUUGCAACAUGCAUGCAUUCGUCCCUGAGAACUUUAAAAUGAGAUGGUCGUCUUCUGUUAUCUACUUCCUGUGGAACCUGUUCCUGAUUGGCCCACGUGUCGUGUCUGUGUCCCUCUUCGCCUCCAUCCUGCCCUGCUAUAUUGCCGCUCACUUCCUGUCCCUGUGGAUGCUACUGGUCUUGUGGGCCUGGUGGCAGAAGACAGACUUCAUGGAAAGUAAAGCUGGAGAAUGGCUGUACCGGGCCACUGUAGGCCUCAUCUGGUACUUCAGCUGGUUUAAUGUAGUGAGUGGAAAUAUGAAACUCAAAGGAAUCAUCUACCACGUGGUUAUGGGGGCGGAUACAAUGCUGCUGUUAGGAUUAUGGUGGUGGAGGAGAUCUGAGGAAUCAGCGCGUCUUAGUCCACUACCUAUUAAUCCCUACCUACUUACUGUUAUGUUAAUGGUAAUCUACGUAGUAGGAGUGGCACUGAAAUUGAUUUAUUAUUGGAAGUUUCAUCCCAAUAAAUCAGAUUUUAAGAUGAAUGUGAGAGAUGAGAAGUUACCGAAGAAACCAGAAUCAGAUGCAGAAGGUUAUGAUGCAGAAAGGUUGGAGGCAGACUCUAGUGAGACCCCUGAACCUGAGGGUACAGUUUUAGCUCCGACUCAAAGAAUCGUAAGGGGCAUCAACAAAAGGAUAAGAACCAUGGCUGGGAAUUUCUAUGACUAAACUGGAUUUGAGUUCAGCAAACUGUACAUACAGUGCCUUGCAAAAGUAUUCCCCCCCCCCGGCUUUUUAUCUAUUUUGUUACAUUACAAUCUGUAAUUUAAAUGAUUUUUUAAAAUCUGAAUUUUAUGUAAUGGAUCUGCACAAAAUAGUCAAAGUUGGUGAAGUGAAAUGAGAAAAAAUAUAUAUUUUAAAAAAUUUUAAAAUAAAAAACUGAAAAUUUGCAUGUGCAUAUGUAUUCACCACUGGCGGCUCGUUAAUAGGGGCAAUUUGGGCGAUGCACUCCCAAACAGGGAGGGAGAUUAUUUUUUUUUUAUCUACUCCUACUACCAACAGUCAGUGCGUUUACAUGCACAUAGACAGAAUCGAAUUUCUGCCAUUGCUCGACUGAAAUCGAAGUUCAAAAUGCCAUGUAUACACCUUAAUUCGGCUGAAAUUGAACUGAACUUGAUUUCUCGGAAUCGAGCUACACGACCUAGAUUAUGCGAUUUCUGCCGAGCUACUUAGUGCAUGUAAACCCUAUUGAGCUACGUAUUCGAGCUACUUACUUCAGCACCGCCCCUUCCGGAAGUGACGAGUGACGAGACCACAAGGGAAACACAACAGCCUCGGUCGGCAUGACAACGAAUCAUGACAACGGCAUGAAUCUUUUCUUUUUGUGGCAUUGUUUGCACUGUUAAAAUUUAGCUCACUUACUGUAUCACCAAAUGCAUCUGUACAGAUGUUGCAUAGCUGUGAAUUGUGUACAUAAACAAGUCAUUGUAUUUGU